Xenopus tropicalis (tropical clawed frog) is the source of this 1561-nucleotide messenger RNA. It is a transcript of the gene rgs18, whose product is annotated as regulator of G-protein signaling 18. The record is from RefSeq and is marked provisional. Lineage: Eukaryota; Metazoa; Chordata; Amphibia; Anura; Pipidae.
CCAAGCUUUGAUGUUAACAAAAACACAGUUUGUAAAGAGUUUCAUUCUAUCACAGCUCCAGUUAACACUCUGACCAAACAAGAGAGCUAUGCCGAGUCUUCCCAAGGAUUAGUGAAGAAUUUGCACUGAGAAGCUCAAUAUGGAAAGUGUUCUGCAUUUAUUUCCACACUUUAGCGCUACGGCUUCGUCCGGGGAGUCGCAUUUUAAGGUGUUCAAAGAGUUUCAAAAGCAUCGAGCAAAAAAAGAUUCGAGACAUGGCCUGACAGACAGAAAUAGAUGGAGUCGCCUUCAAAAAGCGGAAUCUCAUGAAAAUAUUUUUUCAGAUAAAUCUGAGAAUUUCACCUGCAUUACAAGUGUGUCCCCUGAAGAGGCAAUGAAAUGGGGUGAAUCCUUUGACAAACUGCUUUCUCAUAAAGAUGGGAUCGAAGCAUUUAAAAAGUUCCUGAAAAUGGAGUUCAGUGAUGAAAACUUGGAGUUCUGGUUGGAAUGUGAGGAAUACAAAAAAUGCCAAACAAAUAAACAGAUGGAUGAUAAAGCAAAGUCCCUCUAUGAAAAAUACAUUCAAAUGGACUCUCCCAGAGAGGUCAAUCUUGACUUUGCUACAAAGGAAAUGACCAAGAAAAGUAUUGAACAACCAGAACUUACCAGCUUUGAUCUUGCACAGACUAAAAUUUAUUCUCUUAUGGAGAAGGACAGUUAUCCCAGAUUCCUGAAAUCAAGCGUCUACUCUAAUUCAUUAAGUGGAAAUCAACGUAUUGCUUCAUUUCCUACUGGGCGCAGGCGGUCUCGAUCUUUUACAGUUAAUGACUUCCAACAAUUAGAUUCUGACUCUAACAUAUGGUUGUAAAUCCUCAUUCAGUUUACAUGUGCCGUGGUCAGAGUUCUUGUACUAUCAUGUAUAUGUUGGUGAGCUACACUUCCUGUUGUGGAUGACCAGUCAAUGCUUUGUACAGAGCAAGCAGCUUGCUAGCUAGUUUCACUAUUAACAACACGAGCUGGAAGUGUGAAACUGUUUCGGUACGAUGUCUCUUUUGUCUUUGUUACUGACAUUUUCCAUUAAAAUAUGAAUGUUAACCUAGUUUUGUAAAUAAUAGCUCGAGAGAAUGAAUGCAGAUUUAAAAAAUUGCUUGUAAAGCGUAUCCCAAUGUUCUAUGCAAAUGUGUCACAUCUACAAAGAGGAAAAAUUAGAAGAUGCAAUUAAAACAAUUCUCUUCUUAAUUGUGAUUAAUGGUGCCCAUUCCAAAGUUCACAAGCAGUGAAGGCACGGCGCAGAGUUGAUGAUGCCUUCCAAUUUUUCUUGUCCUUUCCAAGUGAUUAUCAGUACCUUUAUCCAUCCCUCAUUCUAGGCAGUAGUAAAUAUACAUAGCAUCAUAAUUCAUAUAUUUUGCCCUUUAAAACAUGUCAACUUCACUGUAGAUUGUUUAUGUUGAAAGUUACUUGUAUUUUAAAUGUUUAUUUACUGUCCAAUGCAAUAUUCUCAAGUGCAGGCUCAGGGAAAAAAAAAAGCUUUCAGGGACAUUUGCUGAUAACCCUUAAAAUAUUAAAAUGCUUUAUAAAUAUU